Penicillium malachiteum is the source of this 1278-nucleotide messenger RNA. Its product is annotated as epoxide hydrolase. Gene Ontology annotation, biological process: epoxide metabolic process. Lineage: Eukaryota; Fungi; Ascomycota; Eurotiomycetes; Eurotiales; Aspergillaceae. The transcript is spliced from 4 exons. The record is from RefSeq and is a predicted model, not a curated record. Gene Ontology annotation, molecular function: epoxide hydrolase activity. Bases 1 to 1278 code for a protein of 425 amino acids.
AUGGCUCCGAUCACUCCGUUUACCAUCGAUAUCCCCGAUGAGCAUAUCGACCAGCUCCACCAGAAACUCCAGCAUGUCUCCUUCCCUGAUGAGUUAGACGACGCAGGAUGGGAAAUGGGUGUCCCAUUGUCAACAAUGAAGCGACUCAUCACCACUUGGCGCGAGAAAUUCGACUGGCGAGCCCAGGAAAAGAAGCUAAAUGAGCAACUCAAACAAUUCACCGUUCCUGUUGCAGUCGAUGGGUUCGGCGACUUGGAUAUCCAUGUUGUCCAUCAUCGAUCUGAAAAUUCACGUGCAGUUCCCUUACUAUUCAUCCAUGGAUAUGAUUUACUUACUGAUAUACUUCUCAAUACAGGGCCGGGAAAUUUCCUCGAAGCUACGAAGUUGAUUCCAUUACUCACCCAAAGUGAGGACUCGGAAGGAGUGUCUUUCGAUGUGAUAGCGCCCUCGCUUCCAAACUUUGGGUUCUCACAAGGAAUUAAAAAGAGAGGGUUCGGCCUUGCCCAAUACGCCGAAACCAUGCACAAAGUGAUACUAGCACUUGGAUACGAAAAAUAUGUCAUCCAAGGAGGAGACUGGGGUAGUAUAAUUGCCCGAAUAAUGGCAGUCUACUACGCUGAGCACGUCCAAGCCGUUCAUCUAAACUUCGUUCCAGUACUUCCACCAUACCCUUGGCGCAAUCCACUUCUCUUCCUUUCAUCACUCAUUAGCGUACCAUUCUCGGCGAAACACCGCGGUUACAUAUCCCGUUCGCUGGGAUACAAAUCUAUCGGUAAUGCCUAUUACAAGCAGCAGGCAAGUCGACCCCAGACACUGGGCUACGGACUCCACGAUAGCCCCGCUGCGUUACUGGCGUGGAUAUACGAUAAGUUACACUCAUGGUCAGAUAACUAUGCGUGGACAGAUGAGGAGAUCUUGACGUGGGUUAGUAUUUACUAUUUCUCACGUGCAGGACCUAUGGCUUCGACUCGGAUUUACUAUGAGGCUUCAGGGCAGAAACCCGAUGAUGUGGAGAGGUGGAUGUCGUUGGACCAGUCUUUUACAGCUCGUGCCCCUGAUAAUGUGCGCUUUGCAGUUGCGCAAUUUAAAGAAGAAGUGAUGAUGUGGCCAAUGGCUUGGUAUCGGGUCAUUGGGAAUGUAGUCAAGGAGAAGGAGUUUGAUCGUGGUGGUCAUUUUGCAGCAUGGGAGGAACCCGAGCUGUUGGCGGGAGAUUUGAAGGAAUUCUUAGGGAAAGGUGGAGCGGCAUAUGCUGUGAUAGAAGGGAAAGAUGGAUACUGA